Messenger RNA from Colias croceus (clouded yellow), 1803 nucleotides. Its product is annotated as potassium/sodium hyperpolarization-activated cyclic nucleotide-gated channel 2-like. NCBI's taxonomy places the organism in Eukaryota, Metazoa, Arthropoda, Insecta, Lepidoptera, Pieridae. The record is from RefSeq and is a predicted model, not a curated record. Bases 1 to 1674 code for a protein of 557 amino acids. The transcript has 13 exons.
AUGUUAGCGAAUCAUAAAUGUACAUUGGGUCUCGACACGAAUAGCGCGGUUCUUAAGAAGCGCGGACAUUGGUACAACGUUACCAAAUGCCUCCGCAAAGUCAGCCAGGUGUCCCUGCGGCACCCCAACACUUUCGACCACUAUAGAAGCUAUUCCACGGUUAUAGCUGAACAGCAGAGACAGAUAUUUGAGGGUGGGAACUAUGUGAUACACCCGUUGAGUCUAAUUAGUCUAUAUUGGAACAGUGUAUCAUCAAUACUGAACAUCUUACACAUGUGUGUGUCUACAUUUCGGCUCAGUCAUGUCAUUGACCACCCCCAACCCCCUCGACUGCACGAAGUGGACAUUUUGCUGCUGAUUCUACACGCAACAUCUCUAUUGGAUAUCAUUAUGAAAUUCAAUACUAGCUUCCCUGAGGAUUACCCAGUAAAUGUAGUUAUGGAUAGACGGAGAAUUGCUUGUCGUUACAUCCAUUUCUGGUUUUGGGUGGAUUUUGUGUCAAGUAUCCCAUUCUCCUUUGUACUCUUGCACAAUAACUUCAUCGAAAAACGAUGGCUCUUUCUUGCCCACAUGCUACCUCUACUCAAAACGUUACGACUAAGAUCGUCGCUAACGAAUAUACACACAUUAUUAAAGAUAUUUACACGGUCCUUCAUUUGGCACCGUUCAUGCCACUAUCUUGUUCUAUUCGCCGUGACGAUGCACUGGGCGACGUGUUUUAUCUAUACCCCGGUUGUUGUAAAGUAUUACUGGUCCGGAUAUGUUCCAAGCGGAUAUAAUACAUUUCUUUCUUCCAGAGACAUUACAAAAUGUUGUCCGAGCGAUAAAUAUUUUAAAGCCCUGUUUGUAUGUCUGUCUACGUUUUUUGGUACCGGUUUUUCAACGUACAAGGUUAAUAAUCCCGAUGAAUUUAUAAUAUAUUCAACCAUUAUUUUAUAUACUUCGAUGUUCAUGGUUUAUACAAUAGUGUUCCUACUGAAAAUUUAUAUGACAAAAUAUAAUUCAACGAUGCGAUAUCAUGGCCUUAUCAACCAAGUGGAGGCGUAUAUGCAACAAAAGCAAUUUCCAACAUUAUUGAAAAAACGCGUGUUCACAUUUUACACGUAUAAAUAUGAAGGAAAAUAUUAUAAAGAAGACGCUGCUUUGGACUGUCUUUCCGAUCAACUUCGCCAUGAGAUUAUAAUGCAUACAUGCAAUAAAUUCAUCCACGAAGUCAAGCUACUCAAGGACCUGCCGGCCAAUCAGAUGGGCGAGCUGAUGAGCUACCUCAAGCCGGAGACGUACCUCGCGAAUGACUUGAUACUCAGAGCUGGUGAUAUCGGCGACUGUAUGUACUUCAUCGCUUACGGGACUGUUGCGAUUUACUCUUUAAAAGGAGCUGAGAUCGCACAUUUAGAGGACGGUGAUUACUUUGGCACUGUAGCGCUGCUGAUGAAGGACUCAAAACGCAUAACUACAGUAGUAUCCGUAGAGAUAACUCAUCUGUAUCGACUGGAUGCUCCUUAUUUUAGACAGUAUCUCAUGUCCAAUAAAACAAUCAGAGAGAGAAUUGAAACACUCUCGUCUAAAAGGAUGCAUGAGAGUGUGGUGCAGGAUGAGGAGUUCCGACACCGGCAAGAGAAGAAACGAGAAGAAAAUAUCUUCUCACAUCACGAAUUUAAUAAUAGUCAAUAAAUAUUAAAUAAGAAAAAUUCAUUUAAGUAAUUUUUUUCCAGCAUUCCGUAAAUUCAGAGCACAUGGAUAAUUAUAUUGAGAACAUAUAGGGGUUUUUUUGUAUUCUAAGGGCCGAUUUUUCAAUCCUUG